AUGGAUCACCGUCCGCAAGCUUGGGGUCGUCCUAGAGACGAUGUUUACGGUGCCUACGAUGCCUCUUUCAUGACCGAUAAUGGCCCCAAGCAAAACACCCAGCAGCCCAUUGUCACUGGUACCUCCGUCAUCGCCGUCAAGUUCAAGGACGGAGUUGUCAUGGCUGCUGAUAACCUAGCGUCAUACGGCUCUCUGGCCCGAUUCACCGAUGUCAAGCGACUCCGCUCCUUCGCCGAGUCCUCGGUCGUUGGCUUCAGCGGCGACAUUUCCGAUAUGCAAUAUCUCGACCGCCAUCUCAUCGACCUCUCCCUCGACGAGGCCUACACAUCCCCCGACGCUCCCCGCCUCAACGCCGCAAACCUCCACCGCUACCUCGCUAAGCUGCUUUACCGCCGACGCUCCAAGUUCGACCCCUUGUGGAACCAUCUCCUUGUUGCUGGUCUCGACGACGAUGACAAGCCAUUCCUUGCCGCUGCCGACUUACUCGGCAGUACCUACAGUGCCCCUAGUCUGGCUACGGGCUUCGGUUCCAUGCUAGCCCAGCCUAUCAUGCGUCGUCAUGUUCCCGACGAGGAGGCCGCUCAGAACUUGGAGAAGGAGGAGGCUAUCAAGAUCAUCAAGGAAUGCAUGAAGGUUCUAUACUAUCGCGACGCUCGCAGUUUGGACUCUUACUCGAUGGCUGUAGUCACAAAGGAAGGAGUGGAGCUUACCGAUGGUCUGCAGCUCGAGGCUCAGAGCUGGGCCUUUGCUGAGAGAAUUCGCGGAUAUGGUACUCAAACUGUCUAA
Messenger RNA from Fusarium proliferatum ET1, 786 nucleotides. Its product is annotated as putative PRE4-20S proteasome subunit (beta7). The record is from RefSeq and is a predicted model, not a curated record. NCBI's taxonomy places the organism in Eukaryota, Fungi, Ascomycota, Sordariomycetes, Hypocreales, Nectriaceae. Bases 1 to 786 code for a protein of 261 amino acids. Gene Ontology annotation, cellular component: proteasome core complex. The transcript has 3 exons.